AUGCAUCAGUACAAAAUCUCCGACUUUAUUGCUCGUGGUGGUUUCGGGGAAAUUCACGAGGUCGAAGGUUAUGGACAACGAGCAGUGAUAAAACGACUUCGACAGGAUGGCCGAAUUGCUAUUCAGUCUUUUGAGACAGAAUGCGAUGCUGUACGCACAAAGUUUACACAUAGGAAUAUUGUCAAAUAUCUGGAAGUGGUCCCCCACGAAUUUGCGAUUAUCAUGGAGUAUUGUGAACGGGGAAAUCUCAACAGCUUAAUCCUCAACCCCAGAAUAAUUUAUUCGAUGUGCUCGGUCGUUUAUUGGGCAAAGCAAAUCUUUGGUGCUUUGACGUAUCUAUUCAAGAAACAUCAUUUCGUCCAUCGUGAUCUCAAGCCAGCCAACAUUUUCGUCAGCAAAGGUUACAUGUUGAAGCUGGGAGACUUUGGCUCAAUGAGAAGAAAUAUCGAAUACACGUGUAGUGGAACUUAUGAUAUUGGAACCGAACGCUAUAUGAGCCCUUUGCAAACAGAGAUGACACCAGGGGGGCGCGAGAAAUGGCUUGACAAUCAGGUAUCACAUCGAAAUGAUGUGUACAGUCUUGGACUGGUUCUUUGGGAAAUAAUCGAACGAAGGAUUGUCUUUUGGGAAUAUUCGAACUAUGAACGCUUUAAUCGAAAUGAAUUUCAAAAUGCCAUUUUACGGAAACAAUUGAAAGAGCUCGUUCCACCAGUAUGCCAGCCGGAUCUUCAAGAUAUCGUGAAAAAGUGCACGACUUUUUCGCGUUCAAAUCGACUUGAAGCAUCGAUUGUUUGCAAAAAGUUGAAGGAAUUCGCCAAAUGUUGCAAAAUCAUCGACAAAUUGAAGCAUCUACCAGAAGAAAGAAAUCAAGGCUACCUAACACGGCCGAAAGGUUUUGAUGGAAACUAUGAAUUACAAGCAAUCCAUGAAGGAGAAGCAAGUCAAAUUGAAGGCUUUAAUUUCGAUGUUUUGAAUCUGAGAAGUUCCAUGAAACCACAAGAUGUGAAACAAAAUACCCAAAAAAACGUGGAAAUCGGAAACGAAAAUGGAGAAGAGUUGUUCAAUGAAGAGAUGGGUCCGCAAGAGACAAUUGAGUCGAAUAUUGAAAAUGAUCCAUUUCUCACAAUCAGUCGAAGUGAGUUAUUGAAGACGUUUCCUAUCUUUUUCCUUUUCACCGGUCUAACUUGCUCAACAUGCUUUUUGCUCGCACACACUAUCCGACAAGAAGUUCCU
Mesorhabditis belari is the source of this 1233-nucleotide messenger RNA. The record is from the annotation of a GenBank genome assembly. NCBI's taxonomy places the organism in Eukaryota, Metazoa, Nematoda, Chromadorea, Rhabditida, Rhabditidae.